GACGGCGAGCAGGCGUUUGAGCAGUAGCCUACAGUCAGUCAGUGCUGUGUGUGUGUGUGUGUGUAUGUGAGAGAGACAGAGAGAGUGUGUGCGUGUGUGUGUAAGCGUGUGUGUGUAUAGUCAGCCCUGCACCCUGUGUCCUACUUUUUCUACGGAGGGAUGCUGCACUGAAAAGAGAAGGCAGAUCCGAGCAGGAGUCUCCAAGCAUGAGGACGCUCCGCGCUGUCUUUCUGCCUAGUUUCGGCCGUUUCGCCGCGCUGCUGCCUCCAGCCUCCGGCCGCCUCACUGGAGCUCUCGGUCGGCGGGCGUGAGCAAGGUUUGCCGCGUUCGAGCCGCUUCAGACCCGUCUCCCCCUCCGUCUCCGUCCGUCCCUCUGUCGGCGGGGUGAAAGAGAGAGAGGAGGAGGAGAGUGGGUAACGGGGGAAGGGAAGGGGGUCCACCGCCGUCCGGAGCCGGAGCAUGGACCCCCUGACCGAGACGCAGGACGAGAGGAGCCCGCCGGGCUGGAGCCUCGGAGCUGCGGGCGGGGAGGCGAGCGAGCAGCGCCGCGGGAGGGCCGAGACUAGGCGGCCCGGGGAGAGCCCCAGCACCGCGGAGGACGGAGAAGAGGCGCUGGAGGAGAAACUCAAAGGGCUGGCGUUUAGAAAGCAGACCUCGUACAGGAAAGCCAUCUCACGCUCAGGCCUGCAGCAUUUGGCCCCGGUCCAGAGCUCCUUACCCACCCUGACCAACGGACCGGCCAAGGAUCCACGCGCCGCCGUCGACUGGACCGAGAAUGCAGUGAAUGGGGACCAUUUAUGGUUGGAGACCAACUGCUCCGGAGACUUGUGUUACCUGGGCGAGGAGACGUGCAUGGUGAAGAUUGCAAAGUCAGCUCCCAGGAGGAAGUGUGCAGCGUGUAAGAUUGUUGUCCACAUGGCCUGCAUUGAGCAGCUAGACAAGAUCAACUUCCGCUGUAAGCCAACCUUCAGAGAGGGCAGCUCCCGAUGCCUUCGAGAUAAUGUAUUAAGACAUCAUUGGGUUCACCGACGGCGGCAGGAGGGGAAGUGUCGUCAGUGUGGCAAGAGUUUCCAGCAGAAGUUCUUCCACAGUAAGGAGAUCAUCGCCAUCAGCUGCUCCUGGUGCAAGCAGGCUUUCCACAACAAGGUGACAUGCUUCAUGCUGCAUCAGAUUGAGGAACCGUGUUCGCUGGGUGCUCAUGCAGGGGUCAUCGUGCCCCCCUCAUGGAUCAUCAAAGUCAGGAAGCCACAGAGCUCGUUUAAAAACUCCACUCGGAGGAAAAAACGGACUUCAUUCAAACGGAGAACCAGCAAAAAGGGCACGGACGAGUCGAAAUGGCGGCCGUUCAUGCUGAAGCCGCUGCCUUCACCGUUAAUGAAGCCUGUGCUGGUGUUUGUUAACCCUAAGAGUGGAGGGAAUCAGGGGACCAAGUUGCUGCAGAUGUUCAUGUGGAUUUUGAAUCCUCGGCAGGUGUUUGAUCUCUCCCAGGGAGGGCCAAGAGAAGCGUUGGAAUUGUACAGGAAAGUGCCAAAUCUUCGCAUCCUCGCCUGUGGAGGAGACGGGACGGUGGGCUGGGUCCUGUCCGCUCUGGAUGAACUGCAGAUGAACCCGCAGCCUCCUGUGGCAGUGCUUCCUCUUGGAACAGGAAAUGACCUCGCCAGGACACUCAACUGGGGAGGAGGCUACACAGACGAGCCAGUGUCUAAGAUCCUGUGCCAUGUAGAAGAUGGUACAGUGGUUCAGCUGGACCGCUGGAACCUGCAAGUAGAGUGGUCUCCUGCCCAACCUGAAGAGGGCACACAGAAGCUUCCUCUGAAUGUGUUCAAUAACUACUUCAGCCUUGGCUUUGAUGCCCACGUCACGCUUGAGUUCCACGAGUCUAGAGAAGCCAACCCUGAGAAAUUCAACAGUCGCUUCCGCAACAAGAUGUUCUAUGCAGGGGCUGCCUUCUCCGACUUCCUGCAGAGGAGCUCCAGGGACCUGUCCAAGCAUGUCAAAGUGGUGUGUGAUGGUACGGAUCUCACUGCCAAGAUCCAGGAGUUGAAGUUCCAGUGCAUCGUCUUCUUAAAUAUUCCUAGGUACUGUGCAGGAACCAUGCCAUGGGGCAACACAGGAGACCACAGAGACUUUGAGCCUCAGCGGCAUGAUGAUGGCUACAUCGAGGUCAUUGGCUUUACCAUGGCUUCACUGGCGGCGCUGCAGGUGGGAGGCCAUGGGGAGAGGCUGCACCAGUGCAGGGAGGUGACUCUAACCACCUACAAGACCAUGCCUGUACAGGUGGAUGGAGAGCCGUGCCGUCUGGCACCAUCCACGCUCCGCAUCUCCCUCCGCAACCAGGCCAACAUGGUGCAGAAAAGCAAGAGGCGCACCUCUGUCCCGCUGCUCAACGACAUUCAGAAAGUGUGCGCAGCAGAUUUGCGCCGCCUCUCUGCUCCCCCAGACUCCUUCUCUGUCUCGCAUGCCGUGCCUGAACGCCUGCGACUGCGGGUCAACCGGAUCAGCCUGCCGGAGUACGAGAACCUGCAGUUUGACAAGGAGCGACUACGGGACAUCUCUACCCCGGUUGGCAUAGUGGUGGUAAGAGGAGACUGUGACCUAGAAACGUGUCGACUCUACAUUGACAGACUGCAGGAGGACCUGCAUCAGGCUCCCUCUGCUGGGCAUAGAGUGCACUAUCAGGAUGAAAUCAGAGGUUUGCCCCGGCCUGCUUCUGCCCACAGACUGUCUCCUAACUGGAGCUUUCUGGACUCCACGUCAGCUGACCGUUUUUAUCGUAUAGACAAGGCUCAGGAGCAUCUGCACUUUGUGACGGAAAUCUGUCAAGAAGAGGUGUUCAUCCUGGACCAUGAGGUGCCACCUGUGAGCCAGGGCCGAGUCCCAGAAAUGCCUGAUGUGGUGGUGGAGCCCAGCGCUGGUGUGCCCUUGACCCCAGAAGAACAAGCUUUGCUGAGUGCAGCCAGCUCAGGUGACUUACAAACGUUGUCCAGUGGUGGUCUCAGUUUGUUGGUCAGAGAUACGGGGGGCCGCUCUGCUCUGCACCUGGCCUCUCAGAACGGCCACAGCGAGGUUGUGAGCUUCAUUCUUCAACAAGGUUCAAAGAUGAUCCUGGAUUUAACUGAGAAGGAGACAGGAGACACCGCACUGCAUAAGGCUGCCCGGCGGCGGCAUCAAACUGUGUGCCGGCUCUUGCUGGAGGCUGGGGCUUCCACCAGCAAAGCCAAUUUCCUUGGAAAAACUCCCAAGGACUGUGCUCAGGAAGCUGGCGAUUCUGAACUGGCCUCCUAUCUGGACGGGCAGCAGUCAGAAGGCCCAGCGGCUCGUGAGGACCUGGAGACGGCUGUGUGAGGGAACACUGAACCCUGUGUAUGGAGAUCGGACCCCCGUACACCACGGCUUUCACCACUCAUGGAAGUAUCAGAGGUCACUCGCUCGUGUCCGGAGAGCCAGAUGGACAGAGAGAGAGAAUCGACUGGAGAACGAGGGAAUAAAGUUGAGAGGUGAGAAGGUCAUAGCAGUGACCCAAAGGAGCCUCGUACAGGGAUGGGUAUCCUUUCUGGAGAAGGACCACACUGCAAAGGAAAAGCCCGCUCUUACUUCCUACGAAUCACUGUGGGAUUAGAAUGGAUUUUAACAGAUUUGUUUUGGCAUUUAUUUAUUGCUUUUAUUUAUUGAUUUAUUUAUUAACUAAAAAACUGACUGUAGUCUGUUUUAAAAGAUGUGGUUUUCCUCUCAUGGCCUGUGUACUAGUGGUGUAGAAUGAUUGGUUAACGGGAGUAGGUUUCUCACCACAGUUCCCUCAGUGGGGGCAGUGGGUUAAGGAAUUUCUUCUAAUCAAAUCUGACAGAAUGUUACACUGCUGCCUAACCAGCCCACUCCAGUACACCUUUUAACACAUGUUUAACAUGUUGUGAAGGAAUACUGUUGAAGAGGUUUUUAUUCUUUUGACCAAAUCCACAAUAGUCAUCCACAAUGUUUAACUGUAGUACUUGCCUGUUUCACACAGUAUGACCAUAUGAUGUAAUUUGAUGUAAUAUAACCAACAUGGGUGGACAAAGGCUUCACACAACUUCUCCUCUAGACGUGAUCCACCAGCCAUGCAGCAGCAUUUUUACAGAGUCUCAUAACGCUUGGAGGAGGGCACUAAUCACUUUGUGACUUUGUGACUACCCAGAAUCGAGAGCACCACCCGGAGACCUAAUUGUGUAAUUGUGUACUUGAGUAAUGAUGAACUUCUUUCGUUACACUGGGGAGCUGACUUCAUGUGCCUGUCAUUCUAGAAAAGUCUUGAUUUUUUUUUGUUGUUUGCGCCACUUGAGAGAUUGAGCAUUCAAUUUUCUCCAUAUCACGACUCAAGAACCAUCCUAAAGAACCUGAAGAAGGAGGACUCCAACAUGCUUAUCAGUGUAAAUACGGUAUACCUGUAAUAUGAGCAUCUGUUCUGUUUUUAUUUUUUAUUAUUAUUCUUAUUCUUCUUUAUUAUUAUUAUUGUUUUGUGUGCGGUGACAGUGGUGUGAUAGUCAAAUUAUUUAUCUUAAGAAACAACGGAUAGAAUAAUCUGAGCCAUAUUCAAUGCAAUAUGAAUGGAUGACAUUUGUGCAUUUAUGUCUUUAUUUCUACAUUACAUUAAUGUUAAUAGAUGAAUGGUUGUCUAAGGCACCUACAAGCUAAGUGAUGGAAUACAGUGUGUUAUCUGUUCUUAGUAGUGAUGGAUCAUUAUGCAAUGUUAUUAAAUAAAGAUGCUUCAGAUGGUUCUUUGAGAGAUGCUGUAGAAGAACAACCACAGUGAACAUUAAAAUAGUCUUAGAUCCAAUUAAUGGGUAUCCAAGUGUUUUUUAAAACAGAGAACCACCUCCUUCUGUUUUUUUAUAUUUACAUUCAUACAAAGACGAAAACACUAGAGCGAGUAUGCUAGCCCUGUAUGAGGUGAUAGUACCUCAUAAAGAGGAAGGAAAUGAUGAAGCAGAAAAUGCAGGAGGUUUAAUCCCAAAUUACACACUUCCUACUUCCUACAUAGUGUACUUAUAUAAAUUACUACAUCUAAACAGAGCAUUAUAUAUUUGUAAAAGAACAGUAUUUACAUUUAUUCAUAUGUGGAGAUCUGAAAUGUAGUGUGUAUAAUCUGUGUGCAGUUUUAUGAGUAGGAGGUGUCAGAGAUUCAUAAAAAAGUCAUGUAUGCAUUGUGAUGCCUGCACUUUUAUAAAGUUCUUUUUUUUGUGUCCAUAUGACAAUACUGCAGAUGGUUGCACAAGUGGCUAAAAAAUCCCACCCACAAAUGUAGUAUUUUCUUUGUUAGUAUAAUAACCAGUGCAAUUUCCAAUAUUAGUUUAAUGUUGUUUCAAUGAAUAUUGUUCUUUGCUAUAUAACAAACAUAAAAAUCGUAAAUUUAUUUUUCCACAACAGUUACUGAAGUUGCUACAUGGUUUGAGGAAGGAUAGAAAAAAGCUAGCGAAUAGCAACUUUAGCUCUGUACUGUAACAUCACUUCCCCUCUUUUAAAAAGAUGCACUUCUCUGAAUGGAACUAGCAGUGAGAUAUUAGAUUGGGCCUUACAGUGGCCUACACAAGGAUAUCUUUAUAAGCUAUCCUUGCUGUUAUAAGCAUUGUUCCUUAUAGAACCAAGAGUGUUUCUUCUACAGCAUAACAUAAAGAACAAUCUAAAGCACCUUCAUUUUUAUCAGUGCAUGUCUCCACAUUUAGGGCAUUCUUUAGCUCUCUGAUUCUGUAGCCCUCUCUACUGUACUGCCACUUCAGUAACCCAGGGUCGGCAAGAUUAGCUAUGAGACAUUAAAGGGUCAGUGUUACGUUUAUCAUUUCAAUUUUCAAUAGUUGAGGCCAAAUUUUAAAAUAGAAAAUUGUGUGUAACACUUCUUUAUGUAUUCAUUUUUUACUAUUUGGUAUUGUGAAAAUAAACUUGGUUCAGUUUUAGAUUUUUGUCUUUUUCCCUUUCACAAUUAGAAUUUCUGGGAAAAUAAUUCUGUCCUGAUUUUCUGAUUUUACUAUUUUUGAAUCUUGUAAGAAAAGCCUGAUGGUAUAAUCCACCUUACUUUUGUAACAAGAUGCAUACAUGGAAAAAUCUAUAAAUCGAGGAAGAGUCUUUUUUUCCCCUAAAAUUCAGAAUGUGGCCAGCAGAAAGGAAAAACUAGACAAUUGGUGGAAAUAAAUUAAAACCCUUUUUUACUAUACUAAAUGGGAAAAAAUAAGUUAAGUUUUAAACCCAAUUUUCUGUUCAUCAAAUUAAGUAGAAAAUUUACCUGAUAAAGUUACGCUGACCCUAAAGCAACCCAACGAGUGCAGUCUCUGAUCUGUGUGGGCAGAAUGUAAGCGGUAAACGUUGAACAGUAGCUUUUUGGUGUUUAUUUUGAUAUUGUAGGCCUGCACUUUUAAUAGUGGCUGUUUCCGUUUCUGUGAAAAACUACAAAUAGAGGAAAAGCAGAAAAACGGCAAGCGUCUGCAUGAACAUGGCCACGGUGGAAAAUCGCUGAACCUGCUGUGAGUGAUUUCGGUAUUAUUGAUCUGCUGUGUUUUUCUUUUUUUUUGUAUUAUUUGUGAUUUUAAAGCUUUAUUGUGCAUGAGAUUUUGUUACUUUUCUGCCCCUCGAUGCUGAUGAUUAUGAUGGUGAUGAAAUGGCAUUAUUUCUCUAUUAUUAUUAAGAAAAGACAUAACUUAUCAGAUUUACUUGUUCAAUGAUUCUGAUAUUAGUUUUUUUUUUUAUCUUAUGAAGGAUGGGAUUACUUGAAUGUCUUUUUUUCCAUUUCUAAAGGUGUAUUUGAGUGUCUAUUUUUAGUGUCUAUUUUAGUGUCUUGGAGUCUUCACCACUGACUGGACUCUGAUGACGUAUUACUAUGGAUGUGUUACAUAGGUCUCACAUCUUUCUGGAAUGUUGCUCAUUAUAGAAGAAGUGUGGUGUGGAAAGUACCGGUGUUUUCCAUACUGAUGGGAGAAUAGUAGGACUCUUGGUAAUUCAGAUGUAAUCUGUAAUGAUUCUUUAUGCUGAGGUAAAAACCAAACAUUGUUUAUCAUCCACUGCUGACCACCAUUAAUGCUAAUGUAAACGAGUGCACCUCUCUGCCCUGUUGGAUUAUGAAACAUAACCCUUAUCCUGAGUGUUUUAUUACCCUGAGGCCCUGCCUUGUGCCAUACCAGAGACUGGCUUUAUAAUCAAGACCAAAAAAACAAUGUUUUGUCUAGAUUUUCACAGAUUUCACAUCUACACUUACUGUUACUUGGUGUCCAGUUCAUUAUUUUUGACAAAUUGAAGUAAAGCAUUUGAGAAUAAAGCAUGCCAGAUUACACACACAUCUGUAUGAGCUUGUUUUAUACCAGUGAAUUAUAAAAUACGUGGUGUUGAAAUAUCAUUGUUCUAAACUACCCUAACCCUGUACCCCAAAUAUGACCAAAUAUUUGUUGGCACCCCUUCUAAUAAAUGUGUUAUUCAGCUACUUUUAUUUAAA
Astyanax mexicanus (Mexican tetra) is the source of this 7450-nucleotide messenger RNA. RefSeq names its product diacylglycerol kinase, iota (gene dgki). Bases 460 to 3345 code for a protein of 961 amino acids. Gene Ontology annotation, molecular function: ATP-dependent diacylglycerol kinase activity; protein binding. NCBI's taxonomy places the organism in Eukaryota, Metazoa, Chordata, Actinopteri, Characiformes, Acestrorhamphidae. The transcript is spliced from 33 exons. Gene Ontology annotation, cellular component: nucleus. Gene Ontology annotation, biological process: diacylglycerol metabolic process; regulation of synaptic transmission, glutamatergic; intracellular signal transduction. The record is from RefSeq and is a predicted model, not a curated record.